CGGCAGCUUGAACAACGACAGAACCAGCAGAAGCAGAACUACGACAAAUCAACCAAACCAUUACCACCACUUGAAAUUGGAGAAAACAUCCACCUACGCCAGGACAGUAUCUGGGUACCGGCCACCGUAUCUGGACUGGCCCCUGCCCCAAGAUCGUAUAUCGUCACAACAUCAGAUGGACAACAAUACAGACGGAACCGUCGUGACCUUUUAAAGACUAACAUUCCGCCUUCAACCAUAAUAGAGCAAACUGAGGAUGUUGGUGAAGAACAACCGACCAUUAUUCCACAACCACCAGAUUUAGACCUCCAGAACCCACCUAAUCAGGGACGACCAAUGAGAACCACAGCGCUACCAGUAAAAUACAGAGACUAUGUCAUGAAAUGA
Molecule: messenger RNA, 387 nt
Organism: Paramuricea clavata
Lineage: Eukaryota; Metazoa; Cnidaria; Anthozoa; Malacalcyonacea; Plexauridae
Source: the annotation of a GenBank genome assembly